AUGCCCUUGUGGUAUUAUGAUAAAAAAGAUCUAAAAUCAACACCAUCUAUUCAUGAUGGUGUUGAUGCCGAAACUGAACAACGUUAUCGACGCGAAGGUUGUCGUUUUAUCCUUGAUCUUGGUUUUCGACUUGGCUUACGAUCGGAAACAAUGGGUACUGGAGCUGUUUUUUUUCAUCGUUUUUAUAUGUUUCAUUCAUUUAAACAAUAUCCAAGAUAUGCAAUGGCAACAUGUUGUUUAUUUUUAUCUGGUAAAGUUGAAGAAACACCAAAAAAAAUUCGUGAUAUAAUGAAAACAGCACGAUUAAUACUUGAAGGUGCUCGUGAACGUUAUAUACCAACAUUAGGUGAUGAAAAAGGAGAUUUAAUCUUACAAUAUGAACGUAUUUUAUUACCAACUGUUAAAUUUGAUUUUUGUAUUGCAAGUCCGUAUUCGUUUCUUAAACAAUACGCAAAAACAAUUGUAGGUGAUAAAGAACAAAUACGACAAAUGUUUCAAAUGGCUUGGACAUUUGUUAAUGAUAGUUAUUGUACAACAUUAUGUUUACAAUGGGAACCAGAAAUCAUUGCAAUAGCUGUGUUAUAUCUAGCUUGUAAAUUAUCAAAAUUUGAAAUAACAGAUUGGACAACAAAAAAAGAAAAUAGUAAACAAAAAUGGUGGGAACAAUUUGUUGAAGGUUUAACAAAAGAUAUUAUUGAAGAUAUUUGUCAUCAACAUCUUGAUCUUUAUUCAAAAAGUAAUUUAUCAUCUCCAGGAAAUGGAACAGUUGGUAAUCCAUCAAUUAUGCUUACACCAACACAAACAAAUUCAACUGUCACAUCACCUAUACAACCGAUUUCUAUUGAAUCGCCGUCAACAUCGCGAUCAAUGCCAUCAGCUAAACGACCACGUAAUGAUGAUGAAUCAAAUUAUCGAUCAUCACGCAAUAAUAAUCAUCAUCAUUCAUCAUUUUUAAAUUCAAAUAUUGGAGGUAUUCCAACGAAUUUGACUGUACCACCAUUACCUUCUUCAACAUCUUAUCAUCAUCCAAUAAUAUGUUGUUCAAUUGUAAAAAUACCACCUGAUCGUAAUGAUCAAUAA
This is a messenger RNA of Adineta steineri, 1080 nucleotides long. NCBI's taxonomy places the organism in Eukaryota, Metazoa, Rotifera, Eurotatoria, Adinetida, Adinetidae. The record is from the annotation of a GenBank genome assembly.